Enterobius vermicularis (human pinworm) is the source of this 2358-nucleotide messenger RNA. The record is from the annotation of a GenBank genome assembly. Lineage: Eukaryota; Metazoa; Nematoda; Chromadorea; Rhabditida; Oxyuridae.
AUGGUUGAUGCGCGAAAAAUUUGUUUACAAUUUGAGCACGCAGCUGUUUUAUAUCUUUGUAAUACUUCCCAUGUAUUUGCAGCAUCAGAAAUAAUCAGCAAAAGGUUUUCGAAAGGAAGAUGGAAAUGCGUGUAUGCUGCUAACACCGUGCUGUGUGCCAAAGCUGGGCCGUUAAGAAUGAGGAGAGCGAAUUCUGUGAUUCAGCAAGAUAGAAUGCGGAAAAGGAACGACGUUUUGCUUGAAAAUGCUUUAUUCAGUCGGCGAAGAAAACUGGACUUCAAAGAUCAAAGUAGGACGGAUGGGAAUGUAGCUUUGAAUGCUACAUAUGAAGGAGAGGGCUUAAAGAAACUGCAAAACGUUCCUCGUUACUCAUUAAGAGGUCAUAUAAGUGACGAUGGUUCUCCAAUCACGAAGAAACAUGCUCUUAUUUCUGCACCAAAGCAAGACCUUGAUAUCCGAGUGUCUAAAUUGGGUGCUUCGCUGGUGUUGCUUGGGCGUAAGCGGAGGAAUUCUGCAUUACUGAAGAAGAGGAGGCGAAGGAAGCAUAUCCGUAUAAGUGCAGAAGAAUCAUUUGCAUGUUCGGAUUCAUUGGACGGGAAGUUGCACGUGAAAAAGAAAAAGCUUUACACAGUUAAUAAUGGUGAACAGUGUGCCGAAAUGUAUAAGACUGAUUUUCGUCAUCAAGAUGAUGGAAGUGAUUCCUCCUCAGACGAUGAUGAUUUCGUUCGAAUAAAGGAUCGGUGGAAGGAGGACUGGAAUCAAGGGGUUCAGGUGAUUAUUUAUUUGCAAAAUAUUAUUCAAAUGAAUUCUUUUAGGCCAGAUCGGUUGAUUGCUGUCCACAAUAGAAAAUAUGUUGAUGAUCAUUUUGUGAGAACCACAAUGCCGCCUCUCUGCCAGUACCAGUGUGAUCAGGCAGACCUCGCAUUCCUUAAACUGCUGAAUAAACGGCGGUUUACACUGCAUCUUCCACAUAUUGAAUUAAAACAGUUUGCAUUGAUUAUGGAGCAGUUUGAAGUUUCUUGUUACCAGGCAAUACAUCAUGAUCUUUUGGCUCCAAUAAUAAGAAGAAGAGAUGCUGAUCGAGAUGAAGAGACGUGUUGUGAGAUAUGUGGCCAAGCUGAUUAUGAAGAAGAUGACCCUAUUGUUUUUUGCGAAAGUUGUAUGGUGCCUGUUCAUCAGUCUUGUUACGGUGUUGAGGUUCUUCCUAAGGGGGAUUGGAUUUGCGAUGUUUGCAAUGAAUUUGACUUUGCUCCAGUUUGUGUUUUUUGUCCGUUUUCUGGCGGCCCUAUGAAAGUGACAGAGGAUGGGGACACAUGGUCACACAUAUCUUGCGCUUUGUGGAUCCCCGAGGUGCGUUUUGGGAAUCAUGUUAGACGCGAACCGAUUACAAAGGUUGAUGACGUCCCGAAUGGACGAUGGAAUUUGAGUUAUUUUAUUAGUAAAAUGUCGGUAUUAAGGUGUUCCGUAUGCGAUACAAGCGUAGGAGCCUGCAUCCAGUGUUCAGACAGUUCUUGCACCACAGCAUUUCAUGUUACUUGUGCUUUACGAGAAAAAUAUGUAAUGCAUGCAGUUUUGAAAAAAAUUAAGUAUUUUUGUGGCGACCUAACUUUUUUUUUCACUUCUUAUAGGAUCAAGAUAUAUGGGAUUUUAGUAGGAGUAUUUGUGGCAGAAAACAAGCGCACAGUAGAAAAGAUGGAAGAGGAUUUCUUUCUUUACGUUUCUCCAGAGGUAAUUGCCAGGCAUUUAAAUAUUAAUGAAGGCCUCGUUGAUGAGCUCUAUGAGUACUGGAAGUUGAAACGAGCUGAUAAUGGCAACCGCAUGGUUUUGACAGAUCGGAGUGAACUUGAGUUUAGAGUCACAUCUGAAUUAUCCAUGAUGGUAAAGAAGAAGUUGAGGGUUGACUGCGAAUUGCGUCAUGACCUUGAAAAGGUGCGUAAUUUAUGUCAUAUGGUGAUGUUGAGGGAGCGAAAAAAGACUCAGAUGUUUGUAUUUUUGAGGGAUGCUUACAACAUAAUUUUUGAUUGUAUCGCGAAAUCUCACGUCCCACUCAGUGGUAGAGUUCUUCAAGAAUAUCGUGAAAAGUUGGAAAUUCCUUACUUCAAUGAAAGUCUCAAAAGUUAUUUUUCCGACGGUGUCCACUCAUCUAAAAAGCUUGAGAAACUUUUGAGCCAAACGUUUGAGUCUGAGGGCCACGAAAAUACUGGUGAGAUACUGAGAGAAUUAAGGACUGGUGUGAAGGCGCGAACGUCGCUGCGGAGAAAAAGUGUCACUGGUAUGGAAGUUUGUGAUGUCACGCCAACUACUCAUAAAUCUCUAAACUUAAGGCGACGAUUAAAUCCGCUCAACCUAACUUUCUAA